AUGCUUGAUUGUCCGAUAGAAUUGACUCCACCCAGAUCGUUGACUGACAACGUCCUGAUCUACAAUAACGGGAUUCCCCGAAAAAGCGGAAGCUCUCUGAAAAUUGUCUGCUGUGUUUUGCGAAACUGUUUGAUAGACUUGAAAAUGUCAUCCGAAGAAGAGGACGAUCAGAUUACGGAUUUGGAGGCAAUUCGCGACAAAAUUUUGAGUCAACCACGCGGUGAGCGAAUGCAAGUAAGUGCCUGGGAAGAUGACGACGACGGUAUUGAAGAGUACCAAAACGCGAGAGAACCAGACAGUAAAGCCGUCCUAGCAGCAGCUGAAAAAGGUGAUUUAGACAUGAUCAGACAGCUCAUUAUCAGAGAUCCUAGUUUAAUCCAUUCCACAGACCACGAUGGUUAUACUCCUCUUCACAGAGCCUGCUAUGGAAAUCACAUAGACGUAGUCGAGUACUUGCUUGAAAAUGGAGCAAAAAUAGAUGCCAAGACCAAUGACGGCUGGGAGCCUCUGCAUUCUGCGUGUUGUUGGAAUCAUGUUGAUUGUGCAGCUGUGCUGAUAGCCAAUGGAGCUGAUAUAAAUGCUAAAUCAAAAGGGGAUCAAACGCCUCUUCACUUGGCAAGUGCAAGUUCUCACAAUUCUCCAGCAUUACAGCUGCUACUUCUGCAUUAUAAUACUAAUCCACAUUUAGUGAAUUCCAGUGGUGAUAAUGCAGAGCAGAUCGCAAGACGAACUGGAAAAUAUUAUCCUUUAUUUGAAAUGAUAGAACCUUGUCUCAAUAAUAUUUAAGAUCAGUUUAUAUUCUAUAAGUUUGUUCUUUGGAGACACUGUAGCAGUAAAAUUUUUACAAAAAAUUGGAAGUGUAUUUUGAUAUGUUACAAAACUUUUAUUAAAAAAAUCUAACAAAUGUAUAACCGUGUAUGUUGCUUAUCAAAUUACAUAUCAAACCAGUUCAACAAGAAAUCUUUCUGUCAUACGUAUAUUCCAUUCAUAAUUAACAACUAAAACUGGGAUACAGUGACUAUAAACCUAAACAGAUAUUAUCAGUAUUUACACUCUCCAGGAUGAUUAUA
This is a messenger RNA of Diprion similis, 1070 nucleotides long. RefSeq names its product ankyrin repeat domain-containing protein 49-like. The record is from RefSeq and is a predicted model, not a curated record. Bases 1 to 786 code for a protein of 261 amino acids. Gene Ontology annotation, molecular function: protein binding. The transcript is spliced from 6 exons. NCBI's taxonomy places the organism in Eukaryota, Metazoa, Arthropoda, Insecta, Hymenoptera, Diprionidae.